Molecule: messenger RNA, 1995 nt
Organism: Dovyalis caffra
Lineage: Eukaryota; Viridiplantae; Streptophyta; Magnoliopsida; Malpighiales; Salicaceae
Source: the annotation of a GenBank genome assembly
AUGGGUGGUUCUGGAGAGAAGUCAAACCAGGAAGACUCACCCAAAUCUUCACCUUCUGACACAGUAAAUGAGUCGUUGCUGAUUAAAUCAUUGAAGAUCAAGAAGGGCAGCAAAUUUUCUCCAAAAAAAAGCCAAAAAACAAGAACGAAAACAAAACCAAAACCUCACCUAAAAACUAUCAUUGAUUCAGCUGUAUCAAAGAAAAAAGUUACUCCUAAGAAGGGCAUUGGGAAUGGCUCUACCAGUAGAAAAUUGAUUCAUAGGAAAAUUCUGCAUAAAGCACUUGAUAAGAAAGCCUCAAGGAAGGGGUCUUCUUCAGAGCUACAAGGCAAACAAUUAUCAACUAUUGAUUCUGAGAGGAAUGGAAAAAAUGCUGAUGAAGGUACGAUUGAAAAACACAAGAAGAGGAAGCCUAAGAAAAGGGAAAAGGACAAGGUAAAGCUAGAUGAACCAGCACGCUUGCAGAGGAGAGCAAGGUACUUGAUGAUUAAAAUGAAGCUGGAGCAGAAUCUUAUAGAUGCUUACUCUGGAGAAGGCUGGAAAGGUCAAAGUCGAGAGAAGAUCAGGCCAGAAAAGGAACUACUGAGAGCAAGGAAGGAGAUUUUGAAGUGUAAACUUGGAUUACGCGAUAUAAUUCGGCACGUGGAUUCACUUAGUACAGUUGGAUGUAUUGAAGACACAGUUAUGGCUCCAGAUGGAUCUGUUUCCCAUGAACAUAUAUUCUGUGCGAAGUGCAAAUUGAAUGAAGUUUCCCCAGAUAAUGAUAUUGUACUCUGUGAUGGGACAUGCAACUGUGCCUUCCACCAAAAAUGCCUCGAUCCUCCUUUGGAUACUGAAAACAUACCUCCAGGAGAUCAGGGAUGGUUUUGUAAGUACUGUGAGUGCAGGAUAGAAAUUAUAGAAGCUAUGAAUGCUCAUUUGGGGACCCACUUCCCAGACGACAGCAGCUGGCAGGAUAUUUUCACAGAAGAAGCAGCAACUCAAGAUGGUGGAAAUAUGCUAUUAAAUCCAGAAGAAGAAUGGCCUUCUGAUGAUUCUGAAGAUGGUGAUUACGAUCCAGAGAGGAGAGAGAACAUCAUGAGUGGAGCAGGUACUGAUGAUGAUGCAUCUGAUGACACCAGCAAUUCAACCAGCUUGGGUUGGUCUUCAGAUGGUGAGGUUUUUUCGGGGUCCAGGAGAUGGGAGAUGGAUGGCUUGGACUUCAGAAACAACUCUAUGUAUAGCAGUUUAGAUUCUGAUGAAACCAGUGAUGGGGAAAUUAUUUGUGGCCGUAGGCAGAGAAGAGCAGUUGACUAUAAGAAGCUAUAUGAUGAGAUGUUUGGAAAGGAUGCUCCUGUACAUGAGCAAGCCAGCGAAGAUGAAGAUUGGGGUCCUGGCAAAAGAAAGCGACGAGAGAAGGAGUCAGAUGCAAAACUUCGCCAAGUAUUUGCAGAGAAUGAACUUCCAUCUAGAUCUGUCAAGGAGAAUCUGUCAAAAGAAUUGGGCCUUGAACCUGGGAAGGUUACCAAAUGGUUCAAGAAUUCCCGUUAUUUAGCUCUAAAGUCCCGAAAGGUUGAGAAAGGAGAACAACUUCAUUAUUCUAGUUCCAAAGUCUCUGCCGAACCUACAUUAAAUGUCAUGAAAGACAAAACUGCUGAUAUUUCACCAUUGAAGGAUAAUACCCGGGCAGAAACUGGGGUAUGUAUCCCAAAGAAUCUGAAAAGGAUCAUUCAGAGGAAGAAGCCGAAGUCAAUGAAUGUUGAGAACAGCGAUGAUGUGAGCUUGAAGAAGCUGUUAAAAGCAAAACCAAAGGGAGUAAAGAAAAAGGUUAAUCUUGUUUCAACAGAGGCUGAAUCUAAUAUGGAGAGACUCUGUAGAGCGAAGGCUAGAGUAGAGAAGAUGAAGCAGAAACUGGUGAAACUAGCAAAUGACAAAGCUAGCAAGUCAUCCAAAACCUGUCUGCUUGACGAGUCUGUUGUUUGCGUUCCCAUUGCUGAGCUAAGGGAAACAGAUUGA